This is a messenger RNA of Loa loa (African eye worm), 754 nucleotides long. RefSeq lists its product as hypothetical. The record is from RefSeq and is a predicted model, not a curated record. Gene Ontology annotation, molecular function: metallocarboxypeptidase activity; zinc ion binding. NCBI's taxonomy places the organism in Eukaryota, Metazoa, Nematoda, Chromadorea, Rhabditida, Onchocercidae. Gene Ontology annotation, biological process: proteolysis. The annotation marks the transcript as partial. The transcript is spliced from 6 exons.
AUGGAAUCAUUUAUGAAGCGUUCAAAAGAUGCAAAUUCAAUUAGGAAUAAGGCAAGAUAUGGUUUUGGUGAUUAUCACUCCUAUGAUAAAAUCAUAUCAUGGCUUAGUGAUAUCGAAUACUUUUAUCCUAAAAUUGCAAAAGUAUUUACAAUUGGGCAAACACAUGAAGGACGAAAUAUUAAAGGCAUUAAAAUUGGAAAUCCAAUUGAUAGGAUAGAUAAGCGAAUAAUUUGGAUUGAUGGUGGAAUACAUGCUCGAGAAUGGGCUUCUAUUCAUACUGUAUUAUAUUUCAUUGAUCAGUUAAUAUCACAAUAUGGAAUUGAUCCACAAAUUACAUCAUACAUUGAUACGCUCAAUUUUUACAUUGUACCGGUUGUUAAUCCGGAUGGUUAUGAAUAUUCAAGAUCCGAUCAAACACCACAUGCAAGAUUUUGGAGAAAAAAUCGUGGUAAAAUGGUAUGCUCAAAAGAUCGUUGGUAUCGUCAACGUUGCUGCACUGGAGUAGAUUUAAAUCGAAAUUUCGAUUUUUAUUGGGGAGUAACCGGAUCAAGUUCACAUGUUUGUUCCGAAAUUUAUCAUGGUAGCGAACCAUUUAGCGAACCUGAAACAAGAGCAAUACGUGAUAAAUUGUUAUCAGCUGAAAUGUUUGGUAAAAUUGAUGCCUUUAUCACAUUGCACACAUAUAGUCAAAUGUGGAUUUAUCCAUAUAGCCAUCAACGUCAUGCAUUUCCAAAUGAUGUUAACGAUCUUGUAA